This is a messenger RNA of Bolinopsis microptera, 3763 nucleotides long. RefSeq lists its product as uncharacterized. Gene Ontology annotation, molecular function: G protein-coupled receptor activity. Gene Ontology annotation, biological process: G protein-coupled receptor signaling pathway. Gene Ontology annotation, cellular component: plasma membrane. NCBI's taxonomy places the organism in Eukaryota, Metazoa, Ctenophora, Tentaculata, Lobata, Bolinopsidae. The record is from RefSeq and is a predicted model, not a curated record. The transcript has 2 exons. Bases 1 to 1068 code for a protein of 355 amino acids.
AUGGUAGUGGUGGUAGUAGGAGAGCCAGAUAAUGAUGCAGAACAUGACUUGUAUACUCUUGUCACAGGGAUUUGUGUCAUCUUUCUUGGUGUGGUUGGGUUGUUCCUGAACUCAAACACUCUAGCCUUCUUCCUCAAAUACAACCACAGAGGAGAGGCCCACCGUAAGAGGUUCAAGACAGUUCUAGUUAACAUGAGUGUUGUUGACAUCCUCCUCUCCCUAGCUGCUGCUACUAUCAGAGGACCUGGCUUCAUCUGGCCAAGUGUUAUCUACGGUGAGGCUACUUCGUCUGAUGUGGGUACUGUAAGGUGCAAAGUCCUCAGUAUCAUCUCCUCCUGGCUCCUCAGUGAUCUGAACAUGUUGGCUAUCAUACCUAUAUCCUGCAUCUGUGUCUUCCUCCCUACUAACAGAGUGUUGAGAGUGAUCAUUGCUAUCUGCUGGGUCCUCCCUAUCAUAGAGGCAAUACUUCUUAUUGUAGGGAUAGAGGAGCACUACCUCGACUCUAGAUACACUGACACGUACCGUAAGUGUUCUAUCCACAAUGCUGCAGAAACCUCUUUUAACUGGGAAGGACUGGUUGAUUACUUCAACAUGGUCAUCUUCAGCAUCCUGCCUCUCUUCAUCCACUCUGGUAUCUGGAUCUCUCUCUGCUGUAAGGAACCUCGUAUGUCACGUGGUAAGCGUCUUUCUGGAGCACUGGUUGUAACUACUGCUCUGGUAACCUGGUUACCUUAUGGGAUCAUCUACGGUAUCUUAAGAUACACUCCCUCUGGACCCAAAGCACUUGUGUACAUAUUCUUCUACCUUUCUAUCGUUACUAAUCCUAUAAUCUACGGGUUCCUGAUGUACAAAUGUGAUAUUUUCCGGGAAGGUUGCUCAGAUUGCUGCUGUGGUGAAGAUUCUGAUGCUCAGCCGAGUUAUUCAGAGCCAGCUAGAGUUGUGGAGCCUAAAUCGUUCACUGAUAUCGUCAGUGGCACUACCACCAUGACAGACUCAGUAACUAGAGACGGAGGUCUUCCUCAGUUCCAGGAUAGAGUGGCUAUUGUGGGGAACUCAUCUUCUACUUGAUUGUUUUGUUAUUAUAUUCAGAAGACAGACCUUAAUGCAAAUAUUUAUAUUUUUAGCUCCCCUUGAAGCUACCCUUAGAUUAGAUAGUUUGAUUAAAUGCUUUAUUAUUUUGUUGAUUCGAUUUACGUUAUUUUUCAUAUUUUUUAAUUUCUUAUUUGAAAAUUCAGUUAAUUAUUACAUAGUACAUAAAUCAAGCGUUACAUUUCAGCCAUGCAAGAUUAUUAAGAUUACAAAAUUAUUAAUUGAUAAGUUCUAGAGACUAUUGUCAUUAAUUGAUCUCUCUGAUAAUUUAACAUUUUUUUAACUAAACAACUUCCGCAUCGCAUCAAAACAUAAAUUGUAACUUUGGCCAAUGAAGCAGUAAUGUUGCAUAUGAAAAAAACCGUUCAUAAAAAGUUUUUGAUUAGAUUUAACAGUAUUAUGUCUUCUAGUUUCAAUAAGUUAAAGAUUUUUUGUCAAUGGAGGAUUAAGUUGUGAUACAUUCAUUUUAAAGCCUAUAACUAUUCUUUAUUUUUAAUAAAUUUUUCAUAAAAUUUAAAAAAAAUACAAGCUGCAUCACUGAACAGUCGUUAUGAGAUGAGUAUCAGAUUUUAAAUUAUUAUAUAUGAAACAUUUUGAUUUAUCAAUUAAGCUAUUAUUUUUUGUUAAAGAAGGCAACUAUGUGUAGUCAUUUGAAUUGUUGAAUUAUAGUUCUCCAAACUAUGUAAGCCAUAAAUUGUAAUUUGCUUAUUUAUGUAAAGUACAUUGAAUUUGGGAAUUAAUAAGCCACCAUGUUCCCUGAUUUUAUCUAAACUUCGACUAUAAUAUAAUGCAUGAAAGUUAUAGUCAAAAUUAAACUGAAAUAAUUUAUUUAAAAGGUGUUCUGCAGACCAGAGCUGAGAAUGACUGCAACUGUUGUUGUUGUGGGAUCUUGUAUGACUGAUCUGAUCAGUUACGUCCCAGUUCUACCAAAGGGCGGAGAAACUGUCCAUGGAACUAAGUUCAUGGUGGGUUUUGGCGGGAAAGGAGCCAACCAAGCUGUAAUGGCUGCAAAACUAGGUGCAAAGACGGCUCUUGUAGCCAAGUUGGGUACAGACACAUUCGGAGAUAAUUACAUAGAGAAUUUGAAGAAUGUCGGAGUAGACAUCACCCACGUUGGGAGGGUGGAGUAUGCAGCUUCUGGUGUGGCUACCAUUACAGUGGACAAUCAGGCUGAGAACUGUAUUGUUAUAGUCGGAGGAGCAAACAACGAGCUUGAUGACGAGGCUGUUAAUCAAGCCAAGAGUCUUCUGGCAAGCAGCAAAGUUGUGGUGUUCCAACAGGAAAUACCUUUAUCCACCAACUUGACUGCUCUGAAGCUUAUCAAGAGUUUAAACAAGGACAUUACCACUAUCUACAACGCUGCCCCGGCAACUGAUAGCCUCCCUGACGAACUGUACAAGCUAGUUGAUAUCUUCUGUGUUAACGAAUCUGAGGCAGAGAAGCUCCUUGGAUUAGAUUCUGUUAACUCAGUGGAAGAGGCUUCUAAUGCAGCGGGUCUGUUAAGAAAGAAAGGUUGCAAGAUGGGAAUGGUAACUCUUGGAGCCAAUGGUGUGAUUUAUCAAGACGGCUCUGGUGAAAAUGUCCAUGUUCCCUGUCCGAAGGUUAAAGCUGUUGAUACCACUGGUGCUGGGGAUGCUUUUAUCGGAUCACUUGCUUGUCUGUUGGCUGACGAGUCGUUAAAAGGAAGGUCAUUUCAAAGGAAGGUUGAUUUUGCUUGUAGUGUUGCUUCUCAGAGUGUCACUAAGCUAGGUACUCAGAGUUCUUAUCCUACUUCAUACUAACUUCAAGCUUAUCCUACUUCAUACUAACAGUGCUUCAAGCUUAUCCUACUUCAUACUAACAGUGCUUCAAGCUUAUCCUACUUCAUACUAACAGUGCUUCAAGCUUAUCCUACUUCAUACUAACUUACUAACAGUGCUUCAAGCUUAUCCUACUUCAUACUAACAGUGCUCUAAGCUUAUCCUACUUCAUACUAACUUACUAACAGUGCUUUAAGCUUAUCCUACUUCAUACUAACAGUGCUCUAAGCUUAUCCUACUUCAUACUAACAGUGCUUCAAGCUUAUCCUACUUCAUACUAACAGUACUUUAAGCUUAUCCUACUUCAUACUAAGUUCAGUGCUCUAAGCUUAUCCUACUUCAUACUAACAGUACUUCAAGCUUAUCCUACUUCAUACUAACAGUACUUCAAGCUUAUCCUACUUCAUACUAACAUAGCUUCAAGCUUAUCCUACUUCAUACUAACAUUGCUUCAAGCUUAUCCUACUUCAUACUAACAGUGCUUCAAGCUUAUCCUACUUCAUACUAACAGUGCUUCAAGCUUAUCCUACUUCAUACUAACAGUGCUUCAAGCUUUGAAAUUUGUGUAGCAAUUUACGAUAAUUUUGGGAAUAAAUUUGAUAUUUUGAUUUAGCAGCAGCUAAACAAUUAAUAUUAUAACUCAAUGAAGUUAUGACUGGAUUACUUAACAGUUCUGCAAUGCAUGAAGAUUUUUAUUUUUAAAUGUUUUAUUCAUACUAUCGCUCUUUAAAUUGCGAUUAAGUUCUGCAGGGGCAUAAAUCUACUUACAGAAUUUUAUUGUUUACGGUGCAAUGUUAUUGUUACUGUGAGGGGUUUUACUUAUUACUAUUUAAAGCAUGUUUUAUUGUGAUUUAUUGAUAAUGCUUGUGAUGUUG